Molecule: messenger RNA, 1065 nt
Organism: Dovyalis caffra
Lineage: Eukaryota; Viridiplantae; Streptophyta; Magnoliopsida; Malpighiales; Salicaceae
Source: the annotation of a GenBank genome assembly
AUGGCUGAGGAGCAAAAGGUUAUAAUUCCAAGAGUGAAAUUAGGUAACCAAGGAUUAGAGGUUUCAAAAUUAGGGUUUGGCUGCAUGACUCUUACCGGAGCCUACAAUGCUCCUAUACCUGAAGAAGUUGGCAUAUCAAUCAUCAAACAUGCAUUCAAUAAAGGAAUUACAUUUUUUGAUACAUCAGAUGUUUGUGGACCCUACACUAACGAAAUUCUGCUUGGAAAGGCAUUGAAGCUGUUGCCUCGAGAGAAGGUCCAGUUAGCCACAAAAUUUGGUAUAGUUAAGAUUGGAGCAGACCAGCUUGUGGUAAAUGGAACACCUGAAUACGUCCGCUCCUGUUGUGAGGCUAGCUUGAAACGCCUUAAUUUGGAAUACAUUGAUCUCUACUAUGUGCACCGAAUUGACACAAAAGUACCAAUAGAAGAUACUAUGGAGGAACUUAAGAAGUUGGUGCAAGAGGGAAAGAUAAGGUACAUAGGACUAUCUGAAGCUAGUGCAGACACAAUAAGAAGAGCACAUGCAGUUCAUCCCAUCACUGCUGUACAAAUGGAAUGGUCCAUAUGGACUCGUGAUAUUGAAGAAGAAAUUAUCCCACUUUGCAGGGAACUUGGUAUUGGGAUAGUUCCAUACAGCCCUCUAGGUAGAGGUUUCUUUGGUGGGAAAGCAGUUGUGGAAAGUUUACAUCCAGAUAGUUUUCUGGUAUGGAACUCAAUAAUUUUGCACUCUCAUGGGUUUCAAGGAGAGAACUUUGAGAGAAACAAGGCCUUGUAUACUCAAGUGGAGAAGUUGGCUCGAAAACAUGGAUGUAGCCCUGCACAACUUGCACUUGCCUGGGUUCUUCAUCAAGGCAACGAUGUAGUACCUAUCCCUGGGACAACUAAGAUUAAAAAUCUUGAUGACAAUAUUGGUUCUUUAAAAGUGAAGCUUGGAAAAGAAGAUCUAAAAGAAAUUUCUGAUUUGGUACCUAUUGAUGCCGUGGCUGGGGAUAGAACAAGUGACAAUUUCCAUCAACGUUCAUGGAAGUUGGCCAACACACCAGCUAAAGGUAGCAAGACAACGUGA